UAGCAAUGUGCAUGCUGACUUGCUCUGUUUGCAAUGCAUUCAUUUGGCUUCCCCAAGUGUGUGUUUUUAAAUGAAGACUCCAGAGAUAAUGAAAUCCAUCCAGCAAGUGACGUUCACUCGCGAGACACCAAUCGGCCUGGCCCAGUCCAGGAAGGGUCCUUGACAACUGUAUAUGAUUCCCCCGAGUAGAAGAAUCAUGCUUACCAAAGAGAGAAGAAAACAGAAGGAUUUUUUUGAAAAGGAAAAACUUAAGUCAAAGAUGAAGCUAUUGGGAGUAUCUCCUUUUAAAAGCUCAGCUGUCAGUUUAGACCUUCUCAAUCUCUAUGUUGUUAAUCAGAUCUCUACAAAGAAAGAAAAUACUGACAAUAUUCGAAAGCCAAUUCAUGUAGAUAUUAACAGAGAAAUUCAAAUUCCUUUGAGAAAGCAAAAUGUAGAAUUUCCCAAAUCACCAGAAUGCAGACCAACUAAGCUGUUCCUAGAUAACAUCCAGCACAGGAUACAAAAAGAAAUCUUGGAUAAUAGAAGAAAAUACCUCUUUGAAAAAGCCAGUGCUCAUUCUGAAGAUUUAGGAUCUUCUCUGCCAGUAAAUAGUAAAGAUGAAGACCUCUGGCUUUCUACAGCAGCACACAGGCCAGAAGAAUUCAGGGCCCCAGAUUCAGAUGCACCAGUUGGCCUGUAUUUCCAGCAGUUGAAUAGUCCAGGGUCUGAUGACUUUGUUGAUAAGGAUUCUGGAAACAGUCAAGCAAACAGAGAAGAACCAUUGUUUGGUACUGUAAAUGACAUGGCAAAGACUAGCCCAAAUGCAGACUUCCAGCCAGCUGCAACUUUGUUUGAAGAAGAGAAUCCAGAAUUUCUGGCUUUUCCUCCUUCUCAGUCUUAUUGUUCUUUUUCUAACAAAAGCCACACUGACCAGCUGUUUGCAGAUUGUGGUGAUGCAGAAGAAAUACUCAGUAAACACAGCCUGUAUGGUAGUGAAGAAAUGCAUCAGGUGACAAGUCCUUUUCAAAGGUGUGCAACUGAGAGGGACCUCACAAGUAUCCUCACAGCUCCAGAGAUGAUUUGCUCCACUAACAACCAAAGCUUAAAUGCAAUAAAGCAGAAGUCAAUUUGGAAUCAGUUCAAAGAUUACAGUACUCAGAAAAGAAGUCCUGCAGAGUUUUCUGAUCAGCAACAACUUACUAUGUUCUUUGAAAAUACAGGUAAAUGUCUGCAAUGCAAGAAGACAACAGAGGGUCUUCCGGUGGAACAUUUCCCAAAUGUUCUUUCAGUAAUUGUGGAAGUUGAUAGCACUGCCUUGAGUAGAUGUAACUCUGGCUUAUUCUUUCUCACUGUAUUUUGCAGCAGGAAGGAAGGACAGGCAGACCCAAACAUGAAUUUCUUGAAGAUUUUUGAGCAUGAAGCGCUGGAUAAGGAAGUUUCCAGUGACUUUGAUCAGCAUUCAGAACAAAGAAGGCAAAACGAUGAUGACUCUCAGCUAAGCAGCCAGUCACCCAUUUAUUCUCCAAAACAAGCAGAUAGUUAUACUAGUUCUUCAUCUGACGAGGGACUCUAUGUGUCAUUGACAGUCAUGGUGAUUCAUUGGAUGCUGACAAAUGAGUACACUGACUCAGAUUUAUUUCAACAGUCUAAAAUAGAGGAAUGGAAUGAAGAGGCAUCAUAUGAAGGCUCUUUUUCAAGGACUUCCAACCAUCCAUGCUCAGGUUCAGAAAAUCAAAGAUCAGAGCGUGUGUGUCAAUUUGAUAGUGGGCCCUGGAACACUGCUAACAUUCAGCCCCAGGAGGCGAAAUCUGCUGGAACACCAAGAAUGAAUAUGUUGAACACAGCUGGACUACAAUUGUCAGAUAUGGAUUGUAAGGGAAAGCAUGAUGUUUCAUCUCAGACAGAUACAUGUGCUGAGCCAGUAGAAAAAUCCAAUGCAGCUGUGCAGUGUGACAUAAUACAGGUCUGCAACUGUAAAAAUGAGCUAUCCUUUGCCCAUAGUGCUGAAAUUGUUACUUCAGCUAGCAAGGUGGAGACCACUGGAGGGCAGAACAUUCCAUCAGAUAGCACAGUACUUCAGCCUACAAAUAGCAAUUCUUUGUUUACUAAGAAUUUGUCUCCUGAAACAGAUUGUUUCAUAGUCAGUGGCAAAGUGAGCCUAGCUCAGUGUAACAAAUAAAAGGAAAAAAUGUAUCUGAACAUACGUACUUAUUGGCAGUGCAGUCAAGAAGAGGGCUUGAAUUACUUUGUUCCUUCCAACACCUAUAUUUUCCAGCUCCAUUUCAUUACACAGAUUUAGGGAUACUUAAACACACGUGUUACAAAACAAUGGGGAACUAAGAAAUUAUAAUAACAGUGAUUAAAACAACAUCUAUAUAAUAUUGCUACUCUAGUUCAGUAAACUUUUAUCUUCUCUAUAACUGUUUUCUCCAUCCCUUGACUAAAUAUAUCUUUCUAUACCUCCCAUUUUUGUUUACACAUUAUUUAAUGUAAAUAUCUCUGUAAAAACAAUACUUAUAAAUUUGCAUUUUCUCCUUUCCUUCUUAAAGCUAACACACAGUGGCCCAGUUCUGUCAUAAUGAGUUGCUGCAUGCCAGAAUUUGUUGGCGAGCUCAAGCAUUUUGUCCUCUUCAGAUGAGCUUGCAACAGAAGGAAAGGGAUGGAUGAAAAAGAGAUCCUCAUUUGUAUGUGCUGUCUGUAUCAGAAAGCUAUGGCUGAAGACCCACAGCCAGAAUUCAUUUGCUAUCUUGAUUUUAAGCAGUAUUUAAACCAUAGUUUUCUGGUUCACCUCAGGAAAUCUCUAAGAUUAAGCAUACAAGAAGAAAGAGAGGAGGACGGACUUAAUCUUCUUAUUUAUUCGUAUGUCAAGAAACAGUUUUCUCAUUGUAAAUUAAUUGGAUCAAAGACAAUAGAUUUCCAUUUUAAUGUAAAAUUUAAUACUAUCAGAAGCUAUAUUAAAAAUGAAGAAUAUAAAUUUCUGUAUCUGAAAUUGGGAGCCUCAAGAAUGUUCCUGAAUAUUCGAUCGGUAGUUAUAUUUCAGCCCUCCUUUAAACAGUGACUUAAUUCACCUGUUCUUGCUUUUAAAUUUGGCUGAGUAUCAUCCAGUUUAAGAGAUUGAGAUUUACUGUCAUUUUCUUUGUAGCUAUGUUUCCUGUAAUUCAGAAAUGACGACUUGUUUUAUUUUUACUGUUUCUCCUUUAAACAAUUGCUCUGUUAAGAAAGGAACUUCCUAACCCAUUCCUCCCUUCAGUUUUGCCACAUCCAUGUAGGUCAGCCUGGACUAGCUGUGGUUGAAAGGAGCUUCCUGUCUUAUCUUAAGGAAGAGUCUUCGGUUUGUCAAUAUCAUCCCAUCCGGUAAGGAAAGAGAGAGGGAUUAAGUCUUAUUAAAGGAAGAGAUGGCUAAACAAGUUACUGUGCAGUACCUUGGUCCACUUUGAAGCAUUUGUUGAAAA
Molecule: messenger RNA, 3431 nt
Organism: Candoia aspera
Lineage: Eukaryota; Metazoa; Chordata; Lepidosauria; Squamata; Candoiidae
Gene: REDIC1
Product: regulator of DNA class I crossover intermediates 1
Exons: 12
Coding region: 173-2158 (661 amino acids)
Source: RefSeq, a predicted model, not a curated record